AUGUCUUCUUCUGAAGAAAGAAAAUUGAUUUUGAAAAGCUCCGAUAAUGAAGAAUUUGUGGUGAAAGAAUCUAGUGCAGUUCAGUGUCUAACGAUCAAGAAUUUGGUUGAAGAUAGGUGUGUCUCCGACCCAAUUCCGUUAGCAAACGUAGAUAGCAAAAUUCUGGCUUUGGUCAUAGAGUUCAUGGAAAAACAUGCUGAGACUACGUUGUCCAAUUCGGAGAAAAAGGAGUUUGACGUCGAAUUUGUGAAGAAGCCAUUUGACGACCUUCUUGAGUUGAUCUUAGCAGCAAAUUAUCUUGAUUUCAGGGAAUUAAUGGAUGUGUUGUGUAAUACUUGUGCAAAACAAAUGGAAAACUGGUCAGUCGAAGAGGUGCGAGAGAAAUUCAAUAUCCAGAAUGACUACACAGUGGAGGAAGAGAAGGCAGCUCGUGCAGAGAAUCCUUGGGCUUUUGAGUAG
This is a messenger RNA of Olea europaea var. sylvestris, 459 nucleotides long. RefSeq names its product SKP1-like protein 1A. Gene Ontology annotation, molecular function: cullin family protein binding. Gene Ontology annotation, cellular component: nucleus; cytoplasm. The record is from RefSeq and is a predicted model, not a curated record. The transcript has a single exon. Lineage: Eukaryota; Viridiplantae; Streptophyta; Magnoliopsida; Lamiales; Oleaceae. The coding region runs from base 1 to 459 and encodes 152 amino acids. Gene Ontology annotation, biological process: SCF-dependent proteasomal ubiquitin-dependent protein catabolic process.